AUGGUGAGUUGAAAUUGAAAAAAAAAAGAGUGCAAAAAAAAUUGCAGCCAGCUGACUUUUGUUUUGUAAACAAACAAAUCUCUCGCAUAAACAUUUUUUGUUCAUUGAAUUAAAAUGGAAAAAAAUCACACAAAAUACAAUAAAUCCUUUCAGGAUGAAACUAAUUUAAUCAAUUUCUCAUUUUGCGACUACAAAUCGUCAUUUGAGCCAUUACUUGUAGGCCGUGAUCAACGUAUGACCAUAAUAGAAGAUCGCGUAGAUUUCUGGAAAUUUGUCAACAAAUAUGAAACAAUGCUCAAGAAUUUGGGCCAACCCAUAUUAGCUUCUCCCUUAGAAGAAGAUAAAUAUAGUGAUAAUACACCCAGUCACAAAUUGAAAUGUAUAAGUUUGCAAUUAAAUGAUGAAGGUAAAGCAAAUAAGGCCACUUUGGAACACCGCCAUUAUUCAGGAGAAUCUAAUGUGACUCCGUUAAGAAUAAAACAAUUUCAAGAAAUUAUUGUUAUAUAUUUGGAUUUUAAACAAAAAGAAAGAUUUGCUAAAAUUAAAAAAUUAAGAAAGAGCCAAAAAUCUCUACCAAUAUGGAAAUUUAAGAAAUCCUUACGCUGCUCACUGGAGGAGACACGAGUUUUAAUAAUUGCCGGUGACACUGGAUGUGGUAAAUCGACUCAAGUGCCUCAAUAUUUAUAUCAAUUUGGUUAUAAAAGUAUUGCGUGUACACAACCAAGGCGUCUAGCUUGCGUUUCUCUAUCAAAACGAGUUGCUCAUGAAAUGUUAGAGGACUAUGGUUCUAGGGUUGGAUUCCAAAUAAGAUUUGAAAAAAAUAAAACCAUGCAUACAAAUAUCCUUUUCAUCACAGAAGGUUUACUCCUUAGACAGCUGGCUCUUGAAACUAAUCUCGACCAAUAUGAUGUUUUAAUACUCGAUGAAAUUCAUGAACGAAAUCUCUUUGGCGACUUCCUGUUAGGUGUAACUAAAUGUCUUUUGCGUGCUAAACCAGACUUAAAGCUGAUUCUUAUGUCGGCUACUAUAAAUGUUGAAUUAUUUCAUAAUUAUUUUCAAGAAGAAGGUGCUAAACUUUUACAAGUUCCAGGAAGACUGUAUCCCAUCAAAACGUUAUUUAUGCCACCGCCAGCUUUAGAACUGCAAGGCAAAGGUUCAUCACGUUCACAACAAACUUCCAGUCGCUUAGAUCCAGCACCAUUUGUUCAAGUACUAAAUUUAAUUGAUCAAAAGUAUUUACCAAAUGAACGGGGUGAUGUUUUAAUAUUUGUCAGUGGAGUAAAUGAAAUCACUACAGUUUGUGAUGCAGCCAAAGAAUAUGCAGAACAACAAUCACAUUGGAUUAUUUUACCUCUACACAGUGGUCUGUCUUUAGCUGAUCAAGAUAAGGUAUUUGACUAUGCUCCCGAGGGAAUGCGUAAAUGUAUAGUAUCGACAAAUAUUGCUGAAACAUCUUUAACCGUAGAUGGUAUACGUUUUGUCAUAGAUUCUGGCAAAGUUAAAGAAAUGUCUUAUGAUGCUUCCUGUAAAGGUCAGAGACUUAAAGAGUUUUGGGUAUCAAAAUCCUCCGCUGAACAGCGAAAAGGACGUGCUGGACGUACAGGACCAGGAACUUGCUUUCGUUUGUUUUCGGAAAAACAAUAUGCCGCAUUUGAGGCAUAUCCAACGCCAGAAAUAUUUCGUGUACCACUUGAUACCAUACUGCUGCAAAUGAUAUCAAUGGGUUUGCCAAAUGUUCGACAAUUUCCUUUUAUAGAAUCUCCCGAAGAGGAGAACAUUGAACAAACUAUAUUGGGUUUAAAACAACAUAAUGCCUUAACUCCUGAUGAAAAAAUAACAGCUUUGGGAAAAUCUCUUUCAAAUUUACCUGUUGAAAUUUCUAUUGGAAAAAUGUUAUUAAUGGGAUGCGUUUUUCCAGAUGUAGAAAAGAUAUUAACUUUGGCCGCAGUUAUGAGUGUUCAAAAUCCAUUUACUAAUCGUGCCUAUACUGACCCCAGAUGUGAAGAAGCUCGUUCCGAAUUAGAAUCGGACCAAGGAGAUGUUUUUACCUUAAUGCGCGCCUAUCACGAAUGGUUACAAAUCAAAUGGGAAAGAGAAAAUUCUCGCAAAUGGUGCCAUAAAUUAGGCAUAGAAGAACAAAGAUUUUAUGAAAUUACCAAAUUGCGAAAUCAAUUCCAAAAUAUUUUGGAGUCUUGUAAUAUGACUACAAGUAAAGCAACUGAAGAGCUCUCAAGAUCGGAAAGAGGCCGACGCCAUGGUGAAGUGCGCAUGUUAAAAGCAAUCAAGCGCAAACAGAAAUAUCAAGAACCACGAAAACGCAAGCUACUAAAACAUCAUGCAGGUGAUGAUGGCGAAGAUGAUUUUGAAGAUGCUGCAGAUGAUAUACGUGAUGUAGAUUUUCGUCUCUAUAACGAUAGUGCAAAACUUGAGGUUUUACUUAACUCAUCCAAAACGGAUAAGUUGCGUGAUGUUCUUUUAUUAAAACUUAUUAUAGUUAGCGGCUUUUAUCCACAAAUAGCCAUUUCCGAUGAAUUUAAUUACUGCAAGGGUGGAACUCAGCAAUUUUUUCAUACUUUUUUAAAGCCUUUCAUAUCUAUACAUCCUAAUUCAUAUUUUGCUAAAGCUUUUGAUAUUCUUAAAUUGAAUGACAGUGAUAUUUUGGAUAAACCUGCGUAUUAUACACCCAAACAAGUAUUAAGUGAAAGGCAUCAAGUUUUAUGUUAUCAAAAUUUAUUAGAGACAGCCAAACCCUAUUUGAUGAAUUGCAUUCGUAUGCCAGCUGCCCAAUGUUUGCUUUUAUUUUCUUAUAGUAUCGAUACGAAUGCUUCCAUUACUCGUUUAAUUUGUGACUCUUGGUUGUGUUUGGAAUUUCCCACACCAGAAGCAGGCUGUGAAUUAUUACAAAGGGCCAUUAAAUUGCGUAGAUUAUGGAAUAAACUGUUAAUGGAUAAAUUAACUGACUUAGAACUAAAUGUAGAAAACCAGUUAAAUCGAAAGUCGUCAUCUAAAUCAAAUACAUACACUGAAGAGGAUUUGUGGCAUAAAUUAAUUGAGCUUAUGAGUGCCAAUGUUCCUUAUACCAUUAAACGACUACUGCCGGCAGAUUUAAAAAAUAUAUACAAUCAUGAAACUCCAGCAGAUGUGGAGGAAAAAUUCAAAACUAAUCCAUUUGAUAAGGAUUAUGAAAUAACAAUAAAUUUGGAGAAAGGUGGCAUAAAUAUUUCCGAAAAUGUAGUUUAUAAUUGCCUGCAGGAACAGCAAUGGUGUCUAAAUAUGGAUUUAGAAUUGAGUACACAUAUGUGGACCUGUAACUAUUGUGACUAUGAAAUGGAGUUUAAUGUUAUUGAAAAAUUAUUGCAUAAAACAAAUUGUACAAAACGUCAAAGAUAUUACCAAAAAAAUGCGGAUGAAACAUUGUCAACAUCAUCCCAUAAAAACAGCAGCGGUAGCAGCAGUAAGAACAAAAUAAAAUAUAAGUGUCCCACAUGUUCCAUUGAAUUAUUCUUAAGUCAAAUUGAUAUUUUAAAACAUAAGAAAUCUUGCAGAUGAUAAAUAAAAUACAAAUCCUUUUUAUCUCUACAACGAUGACAAUAAAUACAUGAUU
Molecule: messenger RNA, 3604 nt
Organism: Lucilia sericata (common green bottle fly)
Lineage: Eukaryota; Metazoa; Arthropoda; Insecta; Diptera; Calliphoridae
Product: probable ATP-dependent RNA helicase DHX34
Exons: 14
Coding region: 115-3549 (1144 amino acids)
Biological process (GO): nuclear-transcribed mRNA catabolic process, nonsense-mediated decay
Cellular component (GO): intracellular anatomical structure
Molecular function (GO): RNA binding; ATP binding
Source: RefSeq, a predicted model, not a curated record